Molecule: messenger RNA, 1218 nt
Organism: Fragaria vesca subsp. vesca
Lineage: Eukaryota; Viridiplantae; Streptophyta; Magnoliopsida; Rosales; Rosaceae
Exons: 3
Coding region: 87-941 (284 amino acids)
Molecular function (GO): zinc ion binding; RNA binding
Source: RefSeq, a predicted model, not a curated record
AGACUGAGGCAAUAGAAAGAGAAGCCGAAGCGGUUAGGGUUUGGGUACAAACCAAAAUACACAGAGUGAAAGAGAGAAAGAGAGAGAUGGCCGGGAGAGAAGAGUACCGAAUCUUCGUCGGAGGUUUAGCCUAUGAAGUCACAGAGCAUGAGCUCGAGAGCGCCUUCGCUCGCUUUGGCAAAGUCCAUGAAGCGCAGAUCAUGCUGGAAAGAGAUACAAAGCGUCCUCGUGGUUUUGGUUUUAUCACAUUUGGAGAUCGACGAGCAAUGGAAGAUGCAAUCCGGGAGAUGCAUGGACAGGAAUUGGGUUCCCGCACUAUCUCUGUGAACAAAGCCCAACCCAGGAUGGGAGGUGAAGAUUCUGAUCAUGGCUAUAGAGGAGGAGGAGGAGGGGGAGGAUACUCUUCUGGUGGCAGGAGAAGCUAUGGAGGAGGUGGUGAUAGAUCUGUGGGCCAAGAUGAAUGCUUCAAGUGUGGGCGUACAGGACAUUGGGCUCGAGACUGCCCAUCUGCUGGUGGUGGAAGAGGUGGAGGGGGAGGUUCAUUCUCUUCACAUUCUAGGUUUGGGGGAGGUGGGCGUGUGGAUCGCUUUGGUGGAGAUCAUGAUCGCUACAUGGAUGACCGUUAUGAUGGAGGGCGCUAUGGAGAUAGGGAUCGUUUUGACAGCAGGGAGGACAAAUAUGGGAGCCGUGAUCGCUAUGUCAGUGACAGGUACCCAGCUGGUGAUCGUUUCGCUAGUGACAGAUAUGGUGGUUCUGAUCGUUACCCCCAAAAUGGCUAUGGAAAAGACAGAGGCUAUGACAGGGAUGGUGGAGUGAGAGGUGGCAGUGAUAGAUAUGGAAGAGGAGGUCCAGCAAGAGAUGAGGGAGGUUACCGUAGCAGGGCUGGCCCUUACGACCGCCCUAGCAGGGGAGGCCGCCCAUCUUCUUUUGACCGCUACUAAUGUCUAAAAGUGGGAUUGUCAGUUUUCAUUGAACUUGUAGCUGUUAUGUGUACGAUUUUUAGAUUCUUGCUGUGGGAUGUUGAAAGUAAAUUUGCGUAGGAGGACUUUUAUGCAUUACUAUCGUUUACUAGUUACUUGUUUGAGUAUUACUUGUAACCCUCUCUCUUUCUAUCCUUUAAUUCUUUUGUUGACAAAGAAAUAAAGGAACAUGAGAGAUUAGGGUAAUUCUAAUUGGAAAAAUAGACCUGUUGUUGAAAAUUAGUAUUUGUUUGUGUUC